AUGACAUCUUCGGCAGAUGCUCGGGAUUCUCCGUUGUCGUCCAGAAGACACGGAACUCGGGCCAAAACCAACGCUGGCAUCUGCCACACCUGCAGUAACUGCCGGAAAAGAAAGGUGAAAUGCGACGGUCAACGUCCUCUAUGUGGCACAUGCCGAUCGAGAAACUUGGCCUGCGAAUACCCAAAAGACGCGAGAAAGACAGCGGUCCGGACAAGAAGGGAAGAUGUCAAGUCCCUGCAGAAACAAAUCGAAGAUCUUAGGAGGCAAGUUGGAGACUCGCCAAGCAAUGCUGCAUCUCAGACAGCAACCGGUCAGGACGAAUCUUGUGCCCACGAACGGCGUAACAAUACGGGCAUUGAAACGGUUCAACCAGAAGAGUUGACUGCGUCGGCGCAGUAUGGAACUACCUAUCUCAUUUUCGACGACAGAUCAUCCACAUCUAGAACCUCAUUCGCGCAUAGGACCCCUGGCUCUACCGCAACUGUCACCCAAGAUAUACUCUACGCACAAAAUUCGGCGCCUACUGAUGAGACACUGAUACGAGAUACCCAAGAUGACCAAGAAAUAACUCAGGAAGCCGAAGGCGUUCAGGUCUACGGAGCUACAAGUCUAUUGCAUGACCAUACAUCAAGAUCAUCACUCGUCAAUGCACGACAGCGACUUGCGGGCAACAAUUCCCUGGUGUGUAAAGAGGCUAUAAAAGACCGGCUCUUAUCGAACGCUGCUAUAAGAAGGCAAGAAGAGCUGAUGCUUCAUUCAUCACCAAGCAUCACAGCCAACAUUGACUUCGACGGGGUCCCAGCAGACACCGCGAUGCACUUACUCGAUUUACACUGGAACCGGCAACACCUGUCGUAUCUUCUGACAUAUCGGCCGGCGGUCAUGGACAGUCUCGUCAGAAACGGUUCUUACUCCAACAAACUUUUGCUGAAUGCGAUAUAUCUGCAGAGCAGUCUGUAUAGUGACCGCACUUGCCUUCGGCUCAACUCCGAAGAUCCACAGAGCAGAGGAAUGGCAUAUUACAACCGUUUCAAGGUCUUACUAGCCGAUCAUGUUGACAAACCCACAAUACCUACUGUUGUGGCCUUAUUGACGUGCGGCGCAUGCUUAGUGCCUCGUGGCAUGCAAAGUGCUGGCUGGAUCUUCUGUGGCAUUGGAUAUAGGAUGCUUACCGAUAUUGGUUGCCAUCUCGAUCUUCAGACAGUCACCAUUAACAGUUCAAACUACCGCAGCUCUGCUAUUGAUCUGGAGCUUCGAAAAAGAGUUUACUGGGGGGCCUACGUAGGAGACAUGCUCCAGUCCCUCUUCUUAGGGAGGUCUCCCACUAUGCCUGAAGUGCAUGGAACCGUCUCUAGGGAGUAUUUUGACUCUUAUGAAGAGCUAGAAGAGUGGAAACCAUACCUCGAUCCCUUGAUCGAGCCCUUGGAUACUCUCGUAUCGUCUUAUCAACCACGGCCCUCAUAUGCCCUCAGCACCUUCCAAAGCCUUCUUCAGCUAUGCGACAUCAUGGGCCGAGUAAUCCGAGCAUUUUACUCGACAGCCAGUGCAGAGACCUCCAAAGAGACCUUACUAGGGGAGCGAGACAGGAUCAGGGAACAGCUUUUGACGUGGAAAGCGGAACUCCCAGGAUGGCUCCAAUUCGAACCAGGGGUUGAUGCCACUCCGCCACCACAUCAGAUCACACCCCAUGCCAUAUUUUGGACCUUGAUCAUCCUAACUGAGCAGGCAUUCCUUAAUCGCGGCCACUUCCCGUUCACUUUGGACACCGAAUCGACAAGACAGGCUGAAGAGAGAUGCCUCAGCGCCGCUUUCCGUAUUUGGAAGCUUGUUGAGGUUUAUAAGCAGACCUUCACCCUCCGUCGCGCUCAGUAUGGCAUAUCAUAUGCAAGUUACUGUGCGGUUGUAGUCAUACUGCAGCAGGCUAGCCAUGACUCUGAGGAGCAUAUCAAAUGCAUCCGCUUCUUUUGGCUUGCUUUACUUGAGUAUCAGAGAGGAUGUAACUACGGCUUGAAACGGCCCCUGAAGUUACUGAAGUCGCUCAUGCGUCGGUUGGAAGGAAUCGCGCAGGAUAAUGAACCGGAGGAUACGGGUGGCAACAACCAGCAAUUACCGGACCUCCAAGCGGACUUCAACUCUUUAUUCGGUUCGCUGCGCGGAGCCGAGAGGGUGGCCUCGUGGCACGGGGUUCCAGACUUGUGGGAUCCAUCAGCCAGCACCAACCUGCUUUUCGAAGAUGCAAACUUGGGUGUCAUAGAUGAUAGUGUCUUUGGGUUCUGUAUGUAG
This is a messenger RNA of Colletotrichum gloeosporioides, 2283 nucleotides long. Its product is annotated as putative transcriptional regulatory protein. The record is from RefSeq and is a predicted model, not a curated record. Bases 1 to 2283 code for a protein of 760 amino acids. NCBI's taxonomy places the organism in Eukaryota, Fungi, Ascomycota, Sordariomycetes, Glomerellales, Glomerellaceae. Gene Ontology annotation, molecular function: DNA binding; zinc ion binding; DNA-binding transcription factor activity, RNA polymerase II-specific. Gene Ontology annotation, biological process: regulation of DNA-templated transcription; DNA-templated transcription. The transcript has 3 exons.